Messenger RNA from Ochlerotatus camptorhynchus, 896 nucleotides. RefSeq names its product trypsin-1-like. NCBI's taxonomy places the organism in Eukaryota, Metazoa, Arthropoda, Insecta, Diptera, Culicidae. The record is from RefSeq and is a predicted model, not a curated record. The transcript is spliced from 2 exons. Gene Ontology annotation, biological process: proteolysis. Gene Ontology annotation, molecular function: serine-type endopeptidase activity. The coding region runs from base 34 to 852 and encodes 272 amino acids.
UUAAAAAGAGAGAUCUGCAGUUCUAUUGCAACAAUGAAACUUCUUGGACUUUUGGUGUGCUUGGUUGGCGCCGUUGCGGCUGCUCCCCAAAAGGAUUACAUCGAACUAGCCCGCGGAGGACGCGUGGUCGGUGGAAUCAACGCUCUGCCCAAUGAAUUCCCGAGCAUUGUUUCGGUUCAGCGUUUGAUCCUGACCCUGUCAGCUCACAUCUGCGGUGGCAGCAUCAUCAACGAACGCUGGGUCCUAACCGCUGCUCAUUGUAUUACUGAAUCGCCUGAGACCGCCCGUUUCGCCAUUUGGGCUGGAUCGCACGACAUUACCGCCACGGAAACUAACCGUCAGAUGAUCAAUGUGGAUGAGUCUAUCGUCCAUCCGGAAUACCUCGGUGGAGUUAAUCCAUCCGAUGUGGCUGUCAUGCGCCUGACCAGCUACUUGAACUUCAACGCUUUCGUUCAAGCCGCCACUCUGCAGCCAUUUGGCUCACACGCGCAACCAGGACCAGCUACUCUUGCCGGAUGGGGAAGCACUUCCAGCACUACCGUUCCAUCAAUGCCAGCCAUCCUGCAGAAGGUCGUCAAGCCAAUCAUCGACUACGAAACUUGUCUGGAGGCCAACGGAGGACCGGGUGCCAGUCCGUUGGGCGAAUCCAACGUCUGCACUGGACCACUGACCGGAGGUGUCUCUGCUUGCUCCGGAGAUUCCGGCGGCCCACUGUACGUAAUUGAAAAUGGCGUACAGACUCAGGUCGGUAUUGUGUCCUGGGGAUGGAUGCCAUGUGGAUCGGUUGGUCGUCCAUCGGUUUAUGUUGGUAUUUCUCACUACCGUGAUUGGAUCGAUGCCCACGCCGUGUAAAAGGUUUCGUAUGCAAUAAAUUGUUUCUCUUUGGAUAAGAUUAA